CAUAUGCAGAUGACUAUCCAGGCUCUGCAGGAUGAGCUUCGGAUCCAGCGGGACCUGAACCAGCUGUUCCAGCAGGACAGCAGCAGUAGAACCAGUGAGCCCCUCGUGGCAGAGCUGACAGAGGAAAACUUCCAACGCCUUCAUGCAGAGCACGAGCGCCAGGCCAAGGAGCUCUUCCUGCUCCGGAAAACCUUGGAAGAGAUGGAGCUGCGUAUUGAGACGCAGAAACAGACCUUAAAUGCACGUGAUGAGUCCAUCAAAAAGCUGCUGGAGAUGCUGCAGAGCAAAGGUCUGUCAGCAAAAGCCACCGAGGAAGACCAUGAGCGAACAAGGCGACUGGCCGAGGCGGAGAUGCACGUGCACCACCUGGAAAGCCUUCUUGAACAGAAGGAGAAAGAAAACAACAUGCUGAGAGAGGAGAUCCAUCGUCGGUUUGAAAAUGCUCCUGACACGGCCAAGACCAAGGCUCUGCAGACUGUUAUUGAGAUGAAGGAUUCCAAAAUUUCUUCCAUGGAACGUGGCCUGCGGGACUUGGAAGAGGAGAUUCAGAUGCUGAAGUCAAAUGGAGCUCUGAGCACAGAGGAACGUGAGGAGGAAAUGAAGCAGAUGGAAGUGUACCGGAGUCAUUCCAAAUUCAUGAAAAAUAAGGUAGAGCAACUGAAGGAAGAGCUAAGUGCCAAAGAGGCUCAAGGGGAGGACCUGAAAAAGAGAGUGGCUGGUCUCCAGACCGAGGUCUCUGCAAUUGGGCAGGUGAAACAGGAGCUGUCACGCAAAGACACCGAGUUGUUGGCCUUGCAGACAAAGCUGGAGACCCUCACAAACCAGUUCUCUGACAGCAAGCAGCAUAUCGAGGUUCUGAAAGAGUCCCUUACAGCUAAGGAGCAAAGGGCUGCCAUCCUGCAGACAGAGGUGGACGCGCUACGAUUACGCCUGGAGGAGAAGGAGACUAUGCUGAAUAAGAAGACGAAGCAGAUUCAGGAGAUGGCAGAGGAGAAAGGGACUCAAGCAGGAGAGAUCCAUGACCUCAAGGACAUGUUAGAGGUGAAGGAACGCAAAGUGAAUGUUCUUCAGAAGAAGAUUGAAAAUCUUCAGGAACAGUUGAGAGACAAGGAGAAGCAAAUGAGCAGCUUGAAGGAUCGAGUGAAAUCCUUACAGGCUGACACCACAAACACUGACACUGCCCUGACCACGCUGGAGGAAGCACUCGCAGAAAAG
Molecule: messenger RNA, 1215 nt
Organism: Acanthisitta chloris (rifleman)
Lineage: Eukaryota; Metazoa; Chordata; Aves; Passeriformes; Acanthisittidae
Product: ELKS/Rab6-interacting/CAST family member 1
Exons: 7
Biological process (GO): neuromuscular synaptic transmission; regulation of synaptic plasticity; maintenance of presynaptic active zone structure
Cellular component (GO): cytoskeleton of presynaptic active zone
Molecular function (GO): structural constituent of presynaptic active zone
Source: RefSeq, a predicted model, not a curated record